This is a messenger RNA of Knipowitschia caucasica, 1224 nucleotides long. Lineage: Eukaryota; Metazoa; Chordata; Actinopteri; Gobiiformes; Gobiidae. The record is from the annotation of a GenBank genome assembly.
AUGUUAAAAGGAACAUCUGGCGAUGAAUGGGGACAUAUUGCCAAGAAACUUAUGAAAAGACUAUCAAAUAUCAAAAUCCCUAAAACAGCUGGAACACCAUCCAGAAAACGUCGCAUGACCAGUGAGCAGUUUCUCUCGGAUGAUUUUGAAGGAUACUCAACAGGAUCAAGCCAAGCAUCCACCAUCAUUAUUGAAAGGUCUCCUGCUGCAAGCAGCACCCCUCAGCCUAAUUUGGACACCAGUGAGGAGGAUGCAGUGGGUUCUGCUGAUCAACUGGACACACCAAAGAGCCAAGCAAGACACUAUAAGGCCCUGCAAAACAUGUACAAGGCCAAAAAACCAAACAAAGCAGCGGUGACUCAUUUGCUGAAUUUGGAAUUUGAAUCCAGAAGACGUUUCAUCACAUCUGAAGUUCUGAAGGAGCAAGACAGAGCAGCUAAAGUUAUUGAGGCUUAUCCGUGUUUCAAGGAGUUGGAUCAUGUACUGGAUGAGAUGCAGAGGAUAAUCCAACCAAAAAACUCAAACUACAUCGCAGAGACUUUAAGCAGAUGGGAAAACUUUUUCUCAAAAGUUAAGUUCUAUGGGGUUAUGAAAAAGGCCAUGAAGCCCCCAAAGACUCUGAAUAUUGAGGACCAUGCUCUGGCAGUCUUUGCUGCGCUUCCGGACCUUUUUCCAUCAGGUGCGCCACCACCCAAAAAGUUGGGAGCCUGCAGUGAAGCCUUUUUCCAUGUUCUCAAGGCAGCAGAGGACCCUGAACGUUAUCUUCAACAACGGACACUGUUCUCGCCUGUUCUGCUCAUGGGCAUGGAUAACUGCAUGAUUGCAAUCGACAACACGCCAGUGACCACCUUUCCAAGUGCAAAGCUAAAUGAAGGACUUGUGUACCUGUUGGCUUAUUAUUACACCUUGCACCUCACUUAUCCAAAGUGCAUUUCCACACUGCUCUCAGUUCUUCAAACUGAAGUUCUUGAAGAUUCCAUCCAUGACAGAGAUGCCACAUCUUCAUACAAACGAGCCAUGGUAGAGUGGAAAUCAUUUACUGAUUGCUUUCUAAUGCCUGGAGAAAUAGCACGGUCCCAGAGAGCGAGAGUCUGGCCCCAGAGGCUGCAGACGAUCGACAACACUCUCUCACAAAUGGACACGAGUCUGGCAGAGCGGCUCCUGGGGGCCCACGACCAACAAGACAUAGAGUUGUUUAAUACAGAGCCCAGUGCUGGUCCCUGA